Molecule: messenger RNA, 1432 nt
Organism: Sinocyclocheilus anshuiensis
Lineage: Eukaryota; Metazoa; Chordata; Actinopteri; Cypriniformes; Cyprinidae
Product: leucine-rich repeat-containing protein 19-like
Exons: 5
Coding region: 103-1128 (341 amino acids)
Molecular function (GO): protein binding
Source: RefSeq, a predicted model, not a curated record
AUGAACCUCUCCAUGUUAAAAUGUGACGUCUGAGGAGAAAAACCAUCAGUUUCGACAUAUUCUGAAUAAACAGAAGAUCCGAAUCUCAGGAAGCAGGAAAACAUGGGGUUUGCUACACACACAGUGUGUGUGCUCCUGUGUUUUUUGGUCUCAGGAUCAUGCUACACACUCCAGACCGUGGGCCAAUGUACGGUCAACAGAGAGAUGGCUUCAUUUGACUGCAGUGGGAAAAGACUUACAUCGGUACCAAAGCACAUCUGGAUGAACGUAACCGAACUGGACCUGUCUGAAAAUCUGUUAGACUUCACCCACACUGACAGCUUCAAGCGCCUGAACCUCUUCAGCCAUUUAGUCUCACUGAACCUAUCAGGCAACUACCUCCCCCUACUGUUAAAAGACCAUCUCUACAGCCUUUCUUCUCUUAAAGUACUUGACCUAAGUAGGUGUAAACUGGCCGCAGUGGAGGCAAACGCUCUGACCAGCCUUUCCAGUUUACAGAUGCUCUUCCUGGGGGACAUUCAGUCGAUUGCAGUUAAAGACCUGAGAUUGAGUCAGUUUGUGGAACUUAGAGGAGAACAGAGUAACAGACAGAAAGUGGGAGACAGAGUAAUGAUGACCAGAGCAGCAAAACGCAUGGCACACGAUGACCACAGUGAUGGAUAUUCUAAGGAUGUCAACCAUGGAGCCUUCCUUCGUAAACUAUUCACAGUGGAACCUACAAACAAUACAAUUAAUGGCAUAGAACCAGAUGAUGAUAACAAAACGUCUUCAGAAAGCUGGAAGGUCCUUGUGGCUGUUCUGGGGUCAGCUCUCACCCUCUCUGUCCUUAUCGCUUUGAUGGCCAAAUACAAAGUCGUGCACGAGUAUCUGGCGAGCUACAGACACUCCAGGCUCAGUGAAGUAGAUGCCACGAGUCAGUGUGACCCUGCAAACUUUGAGGUGGGAUUCUCGACCCAGGGUGGCCCUGGGACUCGUGCAGCUGCACCUACCAGUGGCAUUGAGGAGGAUGACGAUGGGUUUAUUGAAGAUAACUAUAUUCAAGCGAGUGAGAGUGAAAGAGCCACAAGAGCAGCAGUGAUGACUGAUGAUGAUGACGAGGAGGAAGAGAUUGAAUUUAGUAUUGGCUAGCACUAUUAAGUCUAAUGUUGUUAAAUCUUAUUUAUAAUAACUUGCAUUAAGUAGUCAUUAACAAACAUUCAAUACUCCAUAAUCAGCUAUCAAACUAUUCAUUGAUUAAUUCAUUGAAAAAAAAAAAAGAAUAUAAUGUGGCCCUAUUAAGGAAUUUGAACACUUAAGCCAAAAACAAAACAAAACUGUAAUAUUGUGAAUGAAAAAUGUAUAUAUUUUGGCAUAGAUGUCCAAAUAGUUUCCACUUUUUUGAAAGCAUCUGAAAAUAUAUGAAUCAAAGUUGAAUGACAUUUGAAUGUACAGU